UAACGAUUUAUCGCCGAGCUUCUGGCAUGGUCAGGUAGAAGUAGACUUACUAAUAGCAGGGGAAAAGCAACCAAGUAUGGCGAGCCCCUGGCCAGCGGAAACCUCUCACCCAGUCAGGGCUCGAUCCCUCGGCAAACGGCAAGCGGCAAGCGGCCGCUGCAGUCCCGCUGAUUUGCAGGUCUGUUUUGAAGGCUCAGCCUUUACUUGGCAAGCAACGAGGUGGUGCCUGAAAGUAGCUCUCGGCAUCGACAAGACGCACUGAAGGCGGG
Messenger RNA from Thermothelomyces thermophilus ATCC 42464, 269 nucleotides. RefSeq lists its product as uncharacterized. NCBI's taxonomy places the organism in Eukaryota, Fungi, Ascomycota, Sordariomycetes, Sordariales, Chaetomiaceae. The record is from RefSeq and is a predicted model, not a curated record. The transcript has a single exon. Bases 77 to 262 code for a protein of 61 amino acids.